Corticium candelabrum is the source of this 1216-nucleotide messenger RNA. RefSeq names its product golgin subfamily A member 6-like protein 22. The record is from RefSeq and is a predicted model, not a curated record. The transcript is spliced from 8 exons. NCBI's taxonomy places the organism in Eukaryota, Metazoa, Porifera, Homoscleromorpha, Homosclerophorida, Plakinidae. The coding region runs from base 40 to 1053 and encodes 337 amino acids.
AAGUCCCGGAUAAGAAAUACCAGUGUUGUUGAGGUUGCUAUGGAGUGCGUAGAGCACGGGGAAAAGCUGAAGAGUGUGCUGCGAUUGGAAUCCGAUAUUGCCAAACUAAAAGAGAAAGUCGCAUUGCAAGAGACUCUAGUUGAAGCUGAGUUGAAAAGCGAAGAGAAUACAAUCUACAACAUAAAACAAGAGCAAACGAGUCAGGUGAAUCGUCUACGUCAAGAGAAAGCGGCACUACAGCAGGUUGUACAAGAGUUGCAUUCUAAGUCAGAGGUUGAAAGAGAGAGGUUGAGGUCUCAGUAUGAAGGCGAAGUAACAGAACUAAGAGAGCAGAACAAGUUGAAUGAGAAGCGAGACAUUUUACAAGCUAAAUGGAAAGAAUUGGAAGAACAAACUAAUGAGCUACAGAGAUUGUGGGAUAAUCUCAAGGAGCAGUCAGAUGAGAUAUUGGAGUCUGAAGCAUAUUUUGCAAGGAGACAAGAGAUUCUGACUCAUAAGAAGGAGGAGCUUCAGCAACAAGAGCAGGAUCUUUUGAGUAGGAAAGAAGAAGUAGCAAACGCCUUGAAAACACCGCCACGAACUGGAGGAGUUAGUGCAGUGUUGAAGCCCAAGACCGAUGAGCUUCUGACACUAAAAGAGCAGCUGCUUGCCACCCAACUACAAAAACAAAACAAAGAGCAGCUGAUCCGUCACCUCCAGCAAACGCUGUUAGUGUCGGAAAAGGAAAAUGAAGAACUGGAGGCUCUCCAUUCUCACUUUCAACAACACUUGCAGUUGGCUCUCGGUCAGAUAAACCAAUACAGAGACAGUAAGAGUUUUGGUGAUAAAAGGCCAUCUCGACAUCGAUCAGAGACAACAACCGGUGCUGUCUCAUCGAUUCCAACAACACAGCAGCAAAAAUCAUCGACUGGAAAAAGACGAUUCCGACGAGAGUCAACCAGAGAGCAGCUGAGGUCAUCGGCACUACAGGAAGACAUCAUCGAGUCGUCACAACACGAGCAUCUCAAACGAUCGAAUAGUGCACAUUCGAGUACGACAUGCUCGGUGAUGUAGGAGAAGGCAGGAGACAGGAGUACUACUGUAUAAUAGGUAGUAGUAGUAAAGUUUGCAUAUACGUAUAUAUAUAUACAUAUUAGAUUUAUUUGGCGAGCGAAGCAAGCCUCUCUCUCUCGUCAUGUUUAUUGAGGUCGAGAUAUAUUAUAUAUGUAUACAUAUC